This is a messenger RNA of Striga asiatica, 513 nucleotides long. The record is from the annotation of a GenBank genome assembly. Lineage: Eukaryota; Viridiplantae; Streptophyta; Magnoliopsida; Lamiales; Orobanchaceae.
AUGCAUUCCAUGGUCAACAUUGGAGAUCCACUGCUACGCGCUUCAUCCCAGUCAGGGAUUGGAACAGAUAGCGGAAAAUUAUCGAGAAGGUUCAAUAAUUCAUCGUCCAACGCAUUAUUUCCCUCUUCCGGAGCCUUGGAGUUUCGACCUAUUUUAAUUAAAAAAUUCCACUGCCAUGCCCAAACCCAACAAAACCAACUUCCUCCCCAAGCACAGUUGUACUCCCACCAAGAAGCUCCUCCGUUUUCUCGGUACAACCCGCCAAAGCACGCGACUCCCCUAACAAAUCCUCCAACAAACCGCUCCUUCGACUGCCCACCUCGAACCCCUCGUCGUUCGAGGUGGGCCCCACCACGAAGUCGCUGGACGAAGCUGCCGGAGUUAUCACCGGCGAUUGGAUUGAAGGCAGCCCUAAUCCCAUCAUAUCCGGCCCGUUGUCAAUCCCAUCAUAACCGAAAUCUUUGUACGGAACCAAACAGGGCACGGGCAGGGGAUCCGAAAGGCCUUGAUUGA